GGGGACGCAUAACUUUUCCUCUGGGUGUUUGUUUGCGCACUUUUUUUUUCUCAAGCUACGGAUGGACGGAUACUAGCGGAGCCCGUGGAGCCGCCUGCGGGGGCUCGGCCGUGCAGUGUUGAAAUCAGCGGAAACGCCUGUGCGGUGCGGUGCGGGGCAGGGUUUCCGCACCACCCACGUCUCAUGUGCGGUUCACUCGCGGAAAAAAGUUGUGGACAUGUUUUCCCGGAGCUGCACGGUUUUACGCACACGCCGCGCGACGUCGUAGCCGUUCACGCGUCUCUCCUGCGUGCGUGGACUUCGCAGCAGCUCUUUCCUGCUAUUCUCGAAUCUAAACCCGCCUGUUCGCCAUAUUUGUGCGCAGAGAAACUCGAGGGAAAGUUGUCAGAGUUAUGACACUCGCUGCGCACGAUCCCUCCGCGGGGCUGCACGCAGUCGACUUUGAUCGGAACCAAAGCAGCUCCAUGGAGCUGGAGCUCCGUGCACCAUUGAUGAGGUCUGGCAGCCUGGAGAGGAUGAGAAGAAUGGACAACAAACCUCAGAUUUGAUUCUACAAGAAGGACGGUUGCAUGUUCCCCACCCUGCACUUUCCUCUGGGAUUUAUAUUUCCUCCAAAAUACCUCUGUGUACACAACUAAACGAAACAUUUCUCGACUGCAGGCCGAGACAACACACUACAGAGGCGAUAACUUCAGAUUUGCACACCCAAUUAAAGACGGAGAGCGGUGACAUUUUUGUUCAUUAGAACAUUAGUAUGAGUCUCCCGCCUCAAAUCAACACGGACAAGAGUGGCAAGCAUCAGGCUGCAGCCAUGAAGGAGUCAGUGCAGCAUUCAGGGGAGGUUUACUAUGGUAUGGGACCUCCCACUCUAGAGUCGAGCCACAGUGACUCUGCGAGCAGCUCUGCUGUUUAUAACCCCGAUAAAGGGCCCCCAAGUUUACCACACUACCAGCAGGCUGCUCCAGUAAAGUGGACACACCAGGACUCCAUACAGGCCCCCGGCUGGUCUCAGGAAGCCCCCGUUCCAGCCUGGGGGCAGAACUUUGGUCCCUACAUGGGUGGGGUGAACGUCAGGGGUCAGAUGGCGUUCCACAAAGGAGUCCACGAAGGUGUAACUCUGCCAGUGGGUGGAGAGAAUCAAGUGCCCGCACCCGCCGAGGCUUAUAGAGAUGCCAACCAGGCACCAGCUCAGGGGAGGGGGCUCGAGUGGGAGCAGCACGCUGUGGCUGCGAUGCAACAGGCGCAGCUGCAAGCAUACCAACAUGGCCACAAAGGUGCGGAGCUCCAGGGUCAGCCCCACGUGCCGCCUCACGCUUUGCAGGGGUCCAUGCUGCAGCCCUUCCAGUCGACAUUUCGACCCAGCAAGCAGCAGUUCUCCUCUGGCUAUUACUCAGUUUUUCCAGGGAACAAGGCCAUGCCGAGCCUGGCCUACGGAGAGCAACAGAAAACUCAACAACAACUGCUUCACCAGAUGCAGCAGCAAAAAAUGCAUCAUCAUCACCAGCAGCAGCAGCAACAACAGCAGCAGCAGUUGCAGCAACAGCAUCAACUUCAGAUGCAGCAGCAGCAACAUCUGCAGCAACACCAGCAUCACCAUAUCCAACAUCAUCAAAUGCAACAGCAACAGCAACAACUGCAGCACAUGCAGCAGUAUCAUCAGCAGCAUCAGCUUCAGGGGCGACAGCAGCAAAUGCAGCAAAUGCAACAACAGCAGCAGCUGCAGCAAAAUGUGCCACAGCAAGAUGCAACAACACAACUGCAGGUGCAACCAAAACAGCCACUGACCCAAAACUUUGUAGGCUAUCAGUCUCCUGAACCCUGUCCUCCUGAGGUUGCAUCUAAAAAGGAGGAGGUCGGCUCAGUGGAGCCACAGACUCAAACCUGUGACUCAUCAGCCGUAUCUGAACCUGGUCCCGAAAAGGGCCCCGCAGAUCCUGAAGAGGCCUCAGACUCACACCCGGCGGCCCCACGGCGCUCGCGUCGCCUUUCCAGAGAAGGACAGUCCCCACUGGGUCCCCCUCCGACGAACAUCUGGCCUCAGGGCUCCAAAGAACCUUCAGCGUCCCAGAACGGAGUGGCGGGCGAAAAGAGAGGAGGGGAGAGCCAGGUGGCCACAGGAGGCGUCAUCCAGAUCACCCGCCGGAGGAGGAGGGCGUCGAAGGAGAUCAACCUGGAGACUCUUGCACAGACGGCUUCGGAAAGGCAAAAAAUGGUCAAGGAAGAUGGUUCCUCCGUCAGACAGGCCACCAUGGUGCCCCUGGUCAUCCCCGUGUCUGUGCCGGUGCACAGGAGUCCGAUGGAUCCUCUGGGCCUCUGGGCUCAGGGUCGACUCGGCCAGGGCGAGCGUCCGACCGCGGCGCUGUCCGACCGCAUCCCCUCCGUCAUCGUGGCUCGCCGGCGAUCGCUCAGGAACUCCAUGUCUGAGAGUCUUGGCCAGGUUAGUUCGGAUGGAGAGAACGAUCCAGGGCCGGAUGCGGAUGGAAAAUCCAAAUUCAAGCGUCGCCCUCGCCCGGAGCCUCUCAUCAUCCCUCCUCCCAAACCAUCCACCUUCAUCGCUCCAUCCAUCUACUCCAGCAUCUCCUCCUACCAGAGCAACCUGCGCUCCCCGGUCCGUAUGCCAGACCACCCCCUCAUACUGCCCCCCUACACGCCUCCACCCAUCCUCUCUCCUGUGCGCGAGGGCUCUGGACUCUACUUCUCCACCUUGAUGACCAGCAUCGCCGUCAGCAACCAGAUCCUGCCUCUGCCGCCAACGCCCAAGACUGCGACGCGCAGCCUGUUGCGCUCUGCUAGUUCAGAUAUUACUCCCCCUGUCCUGCCCAUGAUCACUGAUGUCACACCAGUUAGCCUGGAACCGCGCAUCAACAUCGGACAGCAGUACCAGGCAGAUAUUCCUGAUCUGCAGGAUCAACUUUCCUCCCAGUUUGACCAGCUCAAGGCCGACUUGGUUUGGGUCCCUGUGGAAAACUCUAACCUGAAACAUGGCGACCAGGAGAGCAUGGUUGAUUUGAUGAACAUGGCUUGUUCCAGUGUGCUCACAGGGGGAGGAACCAAUCAGGAGCUGGUUUUACACUGUUUACAUGAAUGUGGAGGGGAUUUUCUUGAAACAUUGGGACGUUUGAUGCUUCAGGACCCUGUUUUUCCCAGAGGCCAUACCCUGGCUGGUUAUCACUACUCAGGCUCUGACAGCUGGACGGCAGAAGAGAAGCGCUACUUCAAUAAGGGCAUCUCUGCCUACAGGAAGGACUUCUUUCUGGUGCAGAAACUGGUGCAGACUAAGACUGUGGCUCAGUGUGUAGAGUUCUACUACACGUACAAGAAGCAGGUGAAGAUCGGACGGAAUAGUAUUUUAACCUUCGGGCCUCCAGACUCGCCAGGGGAGAAACAGGCAGAGGCUGUGGUGGACAUCAAGGGCUCCCAUCAGUCCAAACUGGCUCUUGGAGAGACGGGUGGGGACGACAAGAAGGAUCUGUCUUAUGACCAGAUUACUGAGAGAGACCAUCAGGCGAGCGUUGCUCAGUCACUACAGGCUCAUGACUAUGCGGGAACAAUGCUGGUGAUCAAAGAGCCAGUCGCUGUGAAUAAGGAGGCUCAUCGCCCGGCGGCACAUCCCAGGCCUCGGGCCGACCCUGUGGCAAAGAAGCCCAGAGCCCCGGCAAAGCCACCGCAGGAUCCGGACGCAGUGUUCCCGUGCAAGAAGUGUGGCAGGGUGUUUAAUAAGGUGAAGAGUCGAAGCGCCCACAUGAAGAGUCACGCCGAGCAGGAGAAGAAGGCGGCGGCGCUGCGUCUGAAAGAGGAAGAGGAGCAGGCGGCGGCUGAAGCUCGAGCCAGGAAGGUGGCGGCAGCGGCAGCAGCGUCGACGGCGGCGGCUGCCAAUCAGGGGGGAAAUGGGAAUGGAGUGACCGAGCAGGUCAGCAGCCAUGAAGAGUCAUCGGAAAGAGAGGAUGACGAUGAUGAGGAUUGGCGCUAAGGAAUAAAACUCAAUGAGGAGAUUGAUGAUUGGUAAAUGGAGGGGAAAGAGGGCAAUUGAAUCAGAAAAGGGAGGAAUAAAAAAAAAAAAAACUACACAGCCAUGGAGAGCAAGAGCUUCUCACGUCUUCCUGUUCAUCUUCUCACUCCGUCAUCUCUUUGACCAUUAUUCAGCUUUACACCGUUAACCAGGCGGUCACACUCCAACCCUUCGCAUUUGUAUCUUUUAAAUAUUCAGAGAAAGUUUAUUUUUUUGUAAAUGCACUUAUACUGUACGCUUCUGCUUUUUUGCCAAAAUUGCCUUUUUUAUAUCAAUUAUUUAAUUGAAUAUACGUCGAAAAUAUUGUAACUUUUUCAUUGAGAGGACUUCAUCAGAUAAUCAGGGUGUCUCUUUAGCAAUACAAACGACAAGAUCAAAAAAAUAUAUAUGUUUCACUUUAUAGCCAUGACCCUUUUAAAUAUAAUUAGAUCCCAUAUUUAAAAAUCUUUUCUCUUUGGAAAGUGUAGUUCUUCAGAUUCCCAUCAGGUCUCAGGUUAGUUGUUCACUUGCUUUCACAACUAAGGGACCUUUUUGAAAUGAUUCUGUACAAAAAAAAAGUAUAUAUGAGAUGUCGCCAUGUAUUUAUAAUGAUGCAUUUUUCAAUGAUCUUUGGUAAUAUAAAAACUAAUCAUGUCAUCUGCAAUAUGACUUGUGAAUUGAAAAGUUUAUUAAAAUCACUACUGUUGUGAAA
Molecule: messenger RNA, 4700 nt
Organism: Pleuronectes platessa (European plaice)
Lineage: Eukaryota; Metazoa; Chordata; Actinopteri; Pleuronectiformes; Pleuronectidae
Gene: mideasa
Product: mitotic deacetylase associated SANT domain protein a
Exons: 13
Coding region: 755-3970 (1071 amino acids)
Biological process (GO): regulation of transcription by RNA polymerase II; negative regulation of DNA-templated transcription
Cellular component (GO): transcription regulator complex; histone deacetylase complex
Molecular function (GO): transcription corepressor activity
Source: RefSeq, a predicted model, not a curated record